Messenger RNA from Didymodactylos carnosus, 225 nucleotides. Lineage: Eukaryota; Metazoa; Rotifera; Eurotatoria; Philodinida; Philodinidae. The record is from the annotation of a GenBank genome assembly.
AUGAGAGGCAGUGAUCCUUGUGCUCAAGAUCAAGAUGAAUAUACGCCUGUCCAUUAUGCCGUCGAACAUGACGACGUAGUAAUGUUAAAGGCCUUGACUGUUCGAUUUCAUGUACAAAUUAAGACCCUUUCAGAUAAUGAAGUCAAUCGUAUCCAUAAAAAUUGUCAACGAGCAUUAAUUGUGAGAGAGAAUCAUGGGAAAAUGACAGCGUUUAUGUUAGCAUAA